UCGACGACGAAAAAGGCGGAAGUUAGCAACACUUGAAGACAAAGGGCGCAGACGACGGAGUGUAAUCGCGUUUUUUUUUAAUCCUUUAAAAUGUUGAAGGAGUUGGUGAAGGAACGACUUAUGGCGGCGGCUGAUGAAAUAUUUGCACUGUUUGAAAGAACGAUAGCGUCGUACGAGGAGGAACUUUCUCGAACAAGAAGGGCGAAGGAGCGACAUCGGCAACACCAGACAGCUGCUGUUUGCAAGACUGACGUUAGAUUGCAAGUUUCACACGCCCAGCAGCAAAUUGGUCGUCAAGAAGAACGCCAGGAGGGGCGCUCCACUCUGAAACAGGCGGAUCCACAGCCCCCCCAUGUUAAAGAGGAAAAGGAACUCUGCAUCACUCAGGAGACAGAGUGUCUUCUAGGGCUGGAGGAGGCUGAUCUCACCAAGUUGCCACUGACUGUUUUCUCUGUGAAGACUGAAGACCAUGAAGACAAGCCACCUGAGUCCUCACAGCUUCAUCACAGUCCAAGUGAGGAGAACAGAGGGGCGGAGCCUCUGAGCAGCAGCUCACCACAACACAUGACAACAGAAGCUGAUGGAGACCACCCACAAGCAGACAACCUCUUAGCACCGCUAUCCGAUAGUGACGACACAACUUCACACUCUCCUGAGGGUGAAGUCAGGGACGACACUCAAGAACUCCUGAGCAGUGAAACAGACUGUGAAGACGCCCAGCAGAUGAUUGAUGGUCAAGACGAAAGUCCCCCUGAGCCACAGGGGGGGUGCUUACCUUUGAAUCAGGAGGAUCCACGGCACCCCCAGUUUAAAGAGGAGGAGGGGGAGAAGCCACAGCCCUCUGACGUGACAGCAGAAGAGAAGGAGCCACAGCCCCUCCACAUUAAAGAAGAAGAGGAGGAACUCUGGAUCACUCAGGAUGGAGAGCAUCGUUUAGGGUUCAGGGAGGCUGAUCUCACCAAGUUGCCACUGACUGGUGUCUCUGUGAAGACUGAAGACCAUGAAGACAAACCACCUGAGUCCUCACAGCUUUGCCACAGUUCAAGUGAGGAGAACAGAGGCAGCAGCAGCUCACCACAACACAUGACAACAGAAGCUGAUGGAGACCACUGUGGAGGAUCACAAGCAGACAACCUCUUAGCUCCACCACCACAUAGUGACGACACAGCGUCACACUUUCCUGAGGAUGAAGACUGGGAGGACACACAAGAACCUUUGAGCAGUGAUACAGACUGGGAAGGUGAUAUGAGGACUCACACUGACAACAAACACUCUGAAUGCUCUGAAAAGAAGACAGGUACACGUUUGACCUGCUCAGUUUGUGCUAAAAUAUUUACUAAAAAGGGUGAUUUCACUCGACACAUACGGACACACACAGGAGAAAAACCUUUUAGUUGUUUAGUUUGCGGUGAUAAAUUUGCUCAGAGGUCCACUUUGACCAGGCACAUGAGAACACACACGGGGGAAAAACCCUUUUGCUGCUCGGUUUGUGGCGAAAGAUUCUCUCAUAAAGUAAAUAUGCUGUCACACGUGAGGACGCACACGGGAGAAAAACCUUUUAGUUGCUCAGUCUGUGGCGAGCGAUUCUCCCGAAAGAUGCAUGUGGUAUCACACAUGAGAACACACACGGGAGAAAAACCUUUUAGCUGCUCAGUCUGUGGCGAUUCAUUUGCUCAGAGUUCCACUUUGAAUAGACACAUGGGAACACACACAGAGUGUCCUCCGUGAAUCAAGGCGAGCAAUUCAGGGUGUUGUCUUGGCAUAUCUACCAGGUAGUGUAUUUACACUGCCAGCCAAAAGUUUGGACACACUUCCUCAUGCUAAUGAAUGAGAAACUGUGUCCACAUUUUUGGCAGGUAGUGUAUAUUCCAGGAUAGUUGUAACUGCAGGCGCAGUCGACACAAAUAUGAGACUAGUUGCAAACAUAAAUAUGAGUACAACUCACCUUGGUGGCAAAAUGAUGACUGACACAUUGAAUAGUCAUUGAAAUUGUGGAAACACCAGUAUGCUGGCUGAUGGCUGGGCUUGUUACAGAUAUACAGUGAUGUGAAAAAGUGUUUGUCACCUUCCUGAUUUAUUUAUUUUUUGCAUGUUUGUCACACUUAAAUGUUUCAGAUCAUCAAACUAAUUGAAAUAUUAGUCAAUGACAACACAACUGAACACAAAAUGCAGUUUUUAAAUGAACCUUUUUAUUAUUAAGGGAGAAAAAAAAUUCAAACCUACAUGGCUCUGUGUGAAAAAGUAAUCCCCCCGCCCCCAUUUAAAACCUAAUUUGACUGAUAUUAAUUGAGAUUUAUCAGUUUGGAAAAGGUUAAAAAGCCAUUUCUGAAACUUUGGGACUCCAGCAAACCACAGUGAGGGCCAUUAUCCACAAAUGGCGAAAACAUGGAACAGUGGUGAACCUUCCCAGGAGUGGCAAGCCAACCAAAAUUACCCCAAGAGCGCAGCGACGACUUAUCCAAGAGGUCACAAAAGACCCCACAACAACAUCCAAAGAACUGCAGGCCUCACUUGCCUCAGAUUUUUCCACAACCAAAUUUUCCAAAAAUGACAACUGUAUUGUUUCUCACAGUAUUAUGAAUAUAAAAAACUGUUUUUUUUUCUUUAAUAUUUCAAAUUAUAUUUUAAUAUUACAUUAUUUUUCCUCAUAAUUUUACAAGUGUAUUCUGGUUAAAGUGCGACUUUUUUUCUCAUUACAAUUUGUCUUAAUAUUUAGAAUUUUUUCUCGUAAAAUUACAGCUGUUUUUUCCGUUUUUAUUUUCCAACUAGUUCAACUUUCUUCCUGUAAAUGUUCUUCUUGUAAUUAUGACUAAAUUCCCAUAAUAUUUAGAUUUUAUUCCCAUAAUAUUAUUUUUUUUCUACAACCUAAUUUUGCAAAAAUGACAAUUCUAUUGUUUCCCAUAA
Messenger RNA from Dunckerocampus dactyliophorus (ringed pipefish), 2904 nucleotides. Its product is annotated as zinc finger protein 436-like. Gene Ontology annotation, molecular function: RNA polymerase II cis-regulatory region sequence-specific DNA binding; DNA-binding transcription factor activity, RNA polymerase II-specific. The coding region runs from base 91 to 1728 and encodes 545 amino acids. Gene Ontology annotation, cellular component: nucleus. The record is from RefSeq and is a predicted model, not a curated record. Lineage: Eukaryota; Metazoa; Chordata; Actinopteri; Syngnathiformes; Syngnathidae. The transcript is spliced from 3 exons. Gene Ontology annotation, biological process: regulation of transcription by RNA polymerase II.